AUGAUGCUGUCCGGUGACGGCAGCCGCAAACGCACAGCGACACCUCGCUCUUUGAGCAUCAACAAACGUAAUAGCUACGGUACUGGUGUAUUCUGCGAGACCAAACACUUGGACACAGAGGCAUCAGAAGUACAAGACCACGACACGAAUGAGGUUAACGAUCGUCCACUGACGCGACAUGGACGACGUCGGAAGUGGGCUUCUAGUUUUGUCGUGGGCGUUGGAAUCGUCGUGCUCUUUGUCGUGACGUCGUUGUAUCAGACGAGACAGUCAAAAAACAUACAAACAGAUGUACAUGUUUCGAUACGUUACAAACUGUUGCACCAGCUGUUGGAACAGCUGCCAGAGCUCGUACCACUUGAGACAAGAAGGUCAGUCCAUGGAGAACUAAAUACCUCUCUAAUUGUAGCUCAAAAGCUCGUUAAUAAUGGUCCCAUUGCAUUCUACACACGUGCCUUUGACAAUUCGGUACCUGGUCCUUUAUUGGUGUUACAACCAGGAGAUGUUUUAAAUAUCCAUUUGAUAAACAAGUUAGGACCCAAUGGACCGGGAAAUUGGACUUUCAACACCAUGCAUGGACCGAAUAAUACGAAUUUACAUUUUCAUGGAAUGCAUGUGGAUCCAACAGGGACAGCAGACAAUGUGUUUCGUAUUGUAUCUCCUGGAAAAAGUGCCAAGACUCGGCUACAUGUUCCACAGAAUCAUCCACGAGGAUUAUUCCAUUACCAUCCACAUGUCCAUGGAUCAGUGUUUUUGCAAAUGAGUGGAGGGAUGGUCGGACCUAUUGUGGUGGAAGAUGACCCGGAUACACUACCACAACAAUUUGUAGCAAUCAAGCAACAACAUGUCGUGGUGUUGCAAGAAUUCAAGUUUAGCGGAGGUAUAUUGACAUCGUUAGUGGGGGCGGCUCAGGCAUCGCGCAGUACAUUGGACAUGCAGCUCACGUAUACUAACAAGACCAAGCUUGAAGCACAGGUGAGAACGUUGUAUCCGGAUGUACAGGAGAUGGAGCGCCCUAUUCGAAAUGCUAAAUUGUCAAAGGAACUGCUGGAAGAAAUGGACUCGUCCGGAGAGAAGCCGCAGAUCCCACCCAUUGCCCAAUACUUUUCCGUGAACGGACAAUAUCUGCCCAAGAUCAAAGUGCACCCACAUGAAAAUGUCCUUCUUCGUAUGCUGCAUGCUGGUGGUACGGCCUCUUUGGAAGUGCAAGUGCCGGGCUGUGUUAUCACAUUGGCCUCAAGUGACGGCCUUUAUCUGCCAAAACCUCGUCAAAUGAAAACUGUAAUACUUUCACCUGGAGCUCGAGUCGACCUCAUUCUGAACUGUGAGCCCAGCGCAGACGGCGGCAUGGAGAUGUUACGGCCAAUUCAAUCCGUUAAGAACCCAGAACUUCAUGAUUUUAUGGGCAACCACUCGGAUCUCUACUCUGGCGUAUUAGCGUUCGUCCAUGUGCAAGGCAAGUCACUCGCUGAACCUCUUAUCACAGCGGUACCGCCGCCUUCGGAACUUUACGGUCCAUCGAAAAGUUUGCUCGAUUUGUCGGCGGAGGAUCGUGCCAGUAUGGAUCCGCUGCCAUUCGCGUUUGAGUUCACGAUGGGUGAUGUAGUGAUGAAGGACGGCUUUUACUACAAGCCGUACUACAUUAACCAUGCGCUUUUUGAUGGCAGCAGUAUCCGUACUAUGACCCUUGGUCGCGUGCAGGAGUGGAUCAUCAUCAACAGGAGAGACGAGAGCGGUGAAGUGACGCUUAAAAACCAUCCGUUCCACUUGCACACGAAUGCUUUCCAAAUUGUAAAUAUGAGUCAUGGUCACGGCAUCGACUACGAGGUCGGUGACUGGCGCGACGUCAUCUCUGUGCCCACACCUGGAAACGUGACCAUUCGUUUUCGCCCGGAGGAUUACACGGGUAUUGUCGUUGCACACUGUCACGUUCUUGGCCACUCGGACGCAGGUAUGAUCGCCGGUGUGGAAAUGAUUGCUGGGGAUUGA
Molecule: messenger RNA, 1989 nt
Organism: Peronospora farinosa
Lineage: Eukaryota; Oomycota; Peronosporomycetes; Peronosporales; Peronosporaceae
Source: the annotation of a GenBank genome assembly